Molecule: messenger RNA, 5476 nt
Organism: Erpetoichthys calabaricus (reedfish)
Lineage: Eukaryota; Metazoa; Chordata; Cladistia; Polypteriformes; Polypteridae
Product: zinc finger protein 609-like
Exons: 10
Coding region: 584-4819 (1411 amino acids)
Biological process (GO): regulation of transcription by RNA polymerase II
Cellular component (GO): nucleus
Source: RefSeq, a predicted model, not a curated record
CACGUAAUCCAGGCCACGUUUGUCGCGCGCUCCUUUUUGGUUACAUUGUAUCAAUCUUGCAACCCUAAAGGAUACAAACGGACAUCAAAAUACAGUGUAUUUGAGACACAUCGGGAAUGUGAAAACGCGGGAUAGUGGCGGGUUUUGCAGCAGGGACUAUGCAAGAGAAAUACAGGGGGUGAACGCGGAGCCCGAAGAGCUCGGUCGGCCGAUGUUUUUCAAUUCCCAGCCUGUGAUGGCUGCAGUCCAGUAAACUGGCCUUUCCCAUUUUUCCCCUUCAGUUGGAUUUCGUUUGGCAUUCAUUCCAAGUGAUUUCACCACGACUCUGCUGGAUUUUUUUUUGGUAUCGUUCAGUUUCUAUGGAGUGUACUUAAAUAUCCUCCGAGGAUCGGGGUCUGAAAAUGGGGAAGGCAGGACUGGAAAGAUCUGUUGCUUGGCAGUACCAUGAGUGAUAAAGAAGCCAAAGAGGCAAACCACAUGGGUAGCCAGGAUGGAUAUAUUGAGACCCUAAGGCAGCCUCCCUGCCCAUUACCAGACAAGGCACUGGACCUUAUUUUGGCAAGUCCGGGCUGGUGCCAAUAAGAUGUCCCUAAGCAGUGGCACUGCAGGCGGGAAAGGUGUGGACUCAAAUGCGGUAGACACUUACGACAGUGGUGAUGAGUGGGACAUCGGCGUGGGAAAUCUGAUUAUUGAUCUUGACGCUGACCUAGAGAAAGACCAGCAGAAACUGGAGAUGUCGGGGGCUAAGGAAGGAGGGGGAAUAGCAGCAACUCCUAGCGCUGUGGCGGCUCUGCCUGACAACAUUAAGUUUGUCAGUCCUGUGCCUACCCCACAAAGCAAAGAGAGCAAGUCCAAAUCGAAGAGAAGUAAAAACUCUAAAGACAGUGGAAAAAGUUCUGUCAUUGAGGGGGCCAAGAGAGACCCACAGACUCGUCCCCAGGUGGAAAGUGGUGCCGCUAAUGCUCCAGUAGCAACUAAUAACACUGCUUCAUCCAAGGCUACGGAUAAAAGUGCAAAAGCAUCUCGCAGUGUUCCUAGCGGUAAGAAGGAGAAGGAAAGCAAUAGUGGAAAGAACAAGAAGGACAAAGGGGACGUGGCCUUGAGCUUGGCUGAAAAGGAUACUAGUAAUCAGGUGGGGAAUUUGGCAGCAGGGCCAAGAAGUGGCCAGUUUGAAGGAAUUCAGAGUACAGACUCUUCUGUAGCUGAUCAACUUGGGAGCAUAGCCAUUGAUUCAGGGGGAGUCACAACCCCAUUGGGAAUUAAAACUGAAUCGGAGGAACCAGACAAUGAAUGCAGAAGCCUGAAGAAGGUUAAAACAGAAAAGAUGGAGUCUCCCGUAUCUACACCUGCCCCUCCUCCACUGCAUCUCUUGGCAACUGUGGGAAACAGCGACAUCACCUCCUCUUGUGAGCAGAUUAUGGUCCGCACGAGGUCUGUCGCAGUGAAUACUUCAGAUGUUGCCUUGGCAACAGACCCUGAGUGCUUAGGACCCUGUGAACCUGGGACCAGUGUAAACCUUGAAGGCAUUGUUUGGCAGGAAACGGAAGAUGGAAUGCUUGUUGUCAAUGUUACAUGGAGAAACAAGACAUAUGUUGGGACUCUGUUGGACUGUACACGACAUGACUGGGCUCCUCCUAGGUUUUGUGAGUCGCCCACCAGUGACUUGGAGAUGAGGAAUGGCCGUGGGAGAGGAAAAAGAAUACGUCCAAACAGCAACACUCCUGUGAAUGAAAAUAGCAACUCAUCAGACAACAAGGGCAGUAGUAGCAGUAGCAAGACAAGAGCAGGUUCCAACAGCAAGGGCCGCCGUGGAAGUCAGAACUCCUCAGAGCGUCGCACCCCACCCCAUAGUAACACAGAGGAUGUUAAAGCCAGUCCUUCUUCCUCCAACAAGCGCAAGAGCAAGCCAGCCUCUGAUAUGGAGCCAAACUCAAGCUCAGAGGAUACAAAGGGUAGCAAAAGAAUGCGUACCAACUCAAAUAGUGGAGCAGCUCCACCACCCAUUGCACUCAUACCCACCCUAAAGACUGAGCUUCUUCCAUCACCUCUUGAUCGAAAUUGCCCCUCCCCUAUCCUCAUUGACUGUCCUCACCCUAACUGUAAUAAGAAAUACAAGCACAUCAAUGGUCUAAAGUAUCACCAAGCACGUGCUCACAAUGAUGAUGACAUUAAGGUGGAAAUGGAUGGGGACAGUGAGUAUGGGGAAGACUCCACGCUUCACCCAGAGCCCGGGAAUUGCAAUGGGGCAUCUGUUUCACAGAAAGGCUGCCUAUCACCAGCACGUUCUACUACUCCCAAGGGCAAAGCCUUUGAAGGCCCCAGCUUAUCUCCCACGGGAAAGUUUAGCAGCAAGCAACCCAGCAAAAAGAAGUGUUCAGAAGCAGAGCAGGAAGUUGGGCCGAAUCCCAUAGAUAUGUCUGAGGAAGGGCCUUGCCUUUCAGAUGAGGCAAGCAAUGAUGGCAUGGAUGACAAGAAAGGAUCAGAUAAGGAUAAAUCAAAGAAGGCUGGUUUAAGCAGUGCCAAGAACGACAAGGCACCACAGAAAAGCUUGAAAUCUGCCAGACCGAUAGCUCCUGCCAUACCUUCACAGCAACUUUAUACUUUUCAAACUGCUACGUUUACUACGGGAAACUCAGGUUCUUCUCCUGGCAUGACCACCACUGUUGUCCAGGCCAUGCCUAAGAGUCCCCAGCUGAAAGCCAUUCAGCCUAAGCCCACGGUUAUGGGAGAUCCCUCAAGUGUAAACCCAGCACUGAACACAUCAAAGGAAAAGAAGAAAAAGGACAAGAAGAAGAAAGAGGCUUCCAAAGAUGCAGAUAGUCCUAAACCAUUUGGGAAAGGAGGGAAAGCAGAGGAAGGCAAAAGCCCCUACUCAGAGUCCCAUUCCUCUGAUUCUGGAAUUAAGAAUGAUGCACUUUUAAAUGGGUCCUCCGAUCCCCACCAAAGUCGGCUAGCAAGCAUGAAAGCUGAGGCAGACAAAAUCUACAGCUUCACUGACAAUGCUCCUAGCCCUUCCAUUGGUGUUGCUAGCAGAAUGGACAAUGCUGGCUUAGUUCAGCCAAUAGUUCCACUCCACGUAGUGACUCAGAAUGGGGCAGACAAUUCUUCUGUUAAGACGAACAGCCCUGCAUAUUCUGACAUAUCAGAUGCAGGUGAGGAUGGAGAAGGCAAGUUGGACAACGUAAAAGCAAAAGCUGAUGACCAGGUCAUGAAGGAGGGAGCCAAAAAGGCUCUCUUUGCCUCCCAAGCACCAAACAAAGAAUCUCAAUAUUACACUGGUUACGAGACUUACUAUUCUCCAAAUUAUGUCAACCCCAGCCCUGGAGCUUCCAGUUCUAGUACUUCACUGGCUGAAAGUCAACCAAUGAAAAUUAAGAAAGAAGAAGAACAGGAGUCCUCAGAACUGAAAGUGAAAGGAGAGCCUGCUGAAGGAAAGAAACUCGAGAUCAGCACAUCCAGCCAGCAGCAGCAGCAGCAGCAGCAGCAGCAACAACAGCAGCCCUCGGUCAUUCAGCAGCGUUCCAACAUGUACAUGCAUCCUCUGUACUACAACCAGUAUACCUAUGUCCCUCCAUAUGGAUAUGGUGAUCAUAAUCACUUAAUGAGCACUAACUCUGCAUAUAGACAACAAUAUGAGGAGCACCAGAGGCAGCGGCAAGCUUCUGAACAGCACCGGGUAACCGAGAAAAAAACGGACACUGUUAUGAAAGAGAGGGAAACAGUCAUGAGGGAAGACUGGAAGCAGAAAUCUUCUGUUCCCCCAACUCUUUCCAAGACCUCCAGUCUCACAGACUUGAGUAAAUCAGUGUCUUCAGGGAAACCUAAAGAUGCUCCUUCAGAGCCCUCAAAGUCGGUCAUUAUGACCAAGAUGGAUGACUCUAGUAAGAUACAGUCACAGCAAGUCGAAGGACUAAAGAUGAAACUGAAUGAAGGCAGUCAUCACGGGAAGGAGAUGGUGGACACAAAGUCCAGUUUAGAGUGCAAUAGACAGCCUGGGAUGGAUCAUGCAAUGUGGUAUCGACAGGAGCCUGAUGCAAGAAUGUGGCCAUAUAUUUACCCAAACAAGUAUCCAGAGUCUCAAAAGCAACAGCAGCAGGAUGAAGAGCGGUGGAAAGAUGAUAGAGAAAGAAAGAGCAAGGAUGAGAGAGCUCGGGCCAAGGAUCCUGGUCCUAAAGACGACACCAAGGAGAGUUCAGACCCUCGACUAGCUCUUUCUUCCUCAGAGGAUCAUCGAAGUUUGAGCAAGGAUUCCCGGCCCACAGUGCACAUGCAGUUCUCCUCACCCCUUGCUCAGCACCAGUCCUAUAUGCCCUAUAUGCAUGGUUACCCUUACGGGCAGGGCUAUGAUCCUAACCAUCCAGGUUAUCGGGGGAUGCCCUCUGUCAUGAUGCAGAACUACCCAGGUUCCUACCUCGCUUCUGGUUAUUCCUUCUCCCCUUAUGGCACUAAAAUGUCAGGAAGUGAGGAAGGUGAGAAAUCAAGGGCCAGUCCAACAGUCAGUAGUAAGUCCAGUUCAGAAGCCAAGGCUCUGGAUAUCCUCCAGCAGCAUGCCAGCCAGUAUAAAAGCAAGUCUCCAACAGUGAGUGACAAGCAGAUGCAUGAACGGGAACGUGGAAGUAGCACUGGAGAGAGAGAGAGAGAGAUGGACCGGCCACGCUCUUCUCCAUCACAACGUUUGAUAUCCUCACAUCACCACCUUGGAUAUCCGCUGCUUUCAGGACAGUAUGACCUCCCUUAUGCAACAGGUCUCUCCUCCUCAGCAAUUGUGGCCAGUCAGCAGGCAUCAGCACCGUCUUUGUACCCACCAGCGAGGAGGUGAGAAAGGGAGAGGAGUCUGAUACCUCACUGCUGAAACUAGUCAUGUGACUGGAUCACAUGAGGAGAUUGUGGCAUUCAUUUUGACAUCAGUUAAAUGGUGUUUCUAUUUUUUUACGUUUCUGCCGUAAUGUCAGGCAGGUUGUCCUACUUCAGACAUCAUCAUCUUCAUCUUGUUAUGAAACCUGAACUGGGAAAGCCAAGCUCUAGCAUCUGCAUUGACUAUUUCAGAAGUGAUAGCCACUAUGUCUUUCUUUUUUUUUUUUUUUUUUUUAACCUCCAUUGUGGAUAACCUUUAACAGAGAUUCUUUUUGAUAGCAUCUUCACAUGUACAGCAAUGGUUAAAUCACUACUUCUAUAGGAAUAUAUUUGUUAAGAAGUCUGAGCCCUGGUUUAUUUUUUCCCUAGAUUAUCAAAUGCAAUAUAAAUAUUCUGCGGACAAAGUACAGACUGUCCUGGAAUUUCAUUUUUAUGACAGCAAAAAGACAACAUGCAUGGUUGUAUAGAGAUGUUGGACAGCAUUUUUUUUUCUUUUUUUAAUUUUAAUUAUCCCAGAUGACCCUGACAGUACAACCAUAAGGAUUCCUCUUGGCACAGUGCCAGCGUAAUUCUGAAAUAGGACAAAAUAUAUUUUUAUUAAAAUGUAAGUUAUGUUUGAAGA